Molecule: messenger RNA, 10206 nt
Organism: Microcebus murinus (gray mouse lemur)
Lineage: Eukaryota; Metazoa; Chordata; Mammalia; Primates; Cheirogaleidae
Gene: IL1R2
Product: interleukin 1 receptor type 2
Molecular function (GO): interleukin-1 binding; interleukin-1, type II, blocking receptor activity
Source: RefSeq, a predicted model, not a curated record
AUCUGGGUGACCACAUACUCAGGACUGCAGCUGGGGGUGCUCCCCUGCGAAGAGGAAAAAGGUGUGUCCACCGCCACUCACUGGGAGUGAGUGACACAGCCAGUCAGGAAAUCCUGCGCCAGGAGGUUAUAAAUCCCUGCCCAGGCAGCCGAGCUCCCACUGAAGGUGAAAGUCUGGCCUGGCAGCCUUCCCUGGACGAGAAGCAACAAGGUGAAAGAAUGCAGAGCUGCAGGCUACAUGGUGUUGGACCUCAGAUCUCCACUUCCUGUGUCCUCCGGAAGUUGUCGGGAAUGAUGUUCGGCUUGUACAUGUUGAUGGUGGGCACUUCCGCCUUCACCAUUCGGCCGGAGGUGCACACGGGUGAACCCGAUUUAACUUUCCCCACGAAAUCGGCUGCGGGAAACUGCCAAUAUCGUGGCAGGCAUUACAAACGGGAAUUAAGGCUGGAAGGGGAGCCUGUGGCCCUGAGGUGCCCGCAGAUGCUGUAUUGGUUGAGGCCCUCUGCCCGCCCCCACGUCAACCUGACGUGGCGUAAAAAUGACUCUGCUGGGACGAUACCAGGAGAAGAAGAGACUCGAAUGUGGGCCCAUGAUGAUGUCCUUUGGUUCCUGCCAGCCUCGCAGGCGGACUCUGGCACCUACAUCUGCACGACCAGAAAUGCCUCUCACUGUGACGAAAUGUCCAUUGAGCUCAGGGUUUUUGAGAAUGCAGAAGCUUCCAUGCCGUUGAUCUCAUACCCGCAAUAUCUAACCUUGUCAACCUCUGGGAUGUUAGUGUGCCCUGACCUGAGUGAAUUCACCCGUAACAAAACUGACCUGAAGAUUCAAUGGUACAAGGAUUCUGUCCUCUUGGAUCAAGACAAUGAGAAAUUUGCAAGAGUGAGGGGAACCACUCGCUUGGUCGUGCAUGAUGUGUCCACGGAGGAUGCGGGCUAUUACCGCUGCUCCAUGGCGUUUACGCAUGGAGGCCAGCAAUACGACAUCAGCAGGAGUGUCGAGCUAUGCGUCAGGGAAAGAAAAGAGGAGACCAUUCCUGUGAUCAUUUCUCCUCUCCAGACCAUCUCAGCUUCUCUGGGGUCCAGACUGGUGAUCCCGUGUAAGGUGUUUCUGGGGGCCAGCACGCCCUUAACCACCAUGCUGUGGUGGAGAGCCAACGACACCCUCAUAGACGGCGCCUACCAGGGAGGCCGCGUGACAGAGGGGCCGCGCCAGGAAUAUUCUGAAAACAAUGAGAACUAUGUUGAAGUGCCACUGAUUUUUGAUCCAGUCAUAAGAGAGGAUUUGAACACGGAUUUUAAAUGUGUUGUCCAUAAUAACUGGAGUUCUCAGACACUACGCACCACAGUCAAAGAAGGCAAAGCAGAGCAAAACAAAGCCUCCUGCAGAGAAACUCCCAGAACCUGCUGCCCACUGGCUCUUCAGAAACGGACCAGCCUGCAGUGACAAGCCCACUGGGGCCAGCAGCUAUUCAGCCACUGCCAGGACCAGGGUGGGGAGAAAGCUCGAGAUGAAGAAGAGUGGGAGAAAUAAAAGCAAGGACAAAGGAGGGGAAGCCAACAAUCUUAAGCGAGGUUUUACAUAUUUUGCUCGAGUGAAUCCUCAAAGAGCAUUUACCAGGCAAGUAUUGUAACUCACAUUCUAGAGUUAAGGAAACUGAGGCUUGCCUAGUUUAAAGAUUACACCCAAAGAGUGUGGCUUAGAUGUGCAGCAACACAUCCUAAUACCAAACCCCAGGAUGCGACACAGCUGGAGAACAGCUGGUGCCAAGUGGGGGCUGGUCUGUGUCAAGGCUAAAGCCAGGAACAAAGCAAAUAUUUGCUUUCCUAGUGGUAGCGUGGCUGCCACGAAGAAGGAAGAAGAGCUUCACCCAGUCCGCCCCGUUUCUCCCCCGAAUCCACCAGAAGACACACCUGGGACCGGUGGGGGACCAGAGCGAGUCUGACAAGGACCCCUCCAGAGGGAAGGAAGCUUCAGAAAUGGGACCCACGUGUCUCUGUCCUCUGCAGUAUUUUCCAGUUUUUAUUCUGCCAGCCGGUGGGACACCGCAGCCUGCCUGUGGCCUGUCCCGCACUGUUAUCUGCAGGGGUGACGGCGAGCAGCCGGGCAGAGUGUCCCACCGCCCUCUCUGAGGCUGCUGUCCCUGUAGGUGCGGCUGCGCUUUCCCGGGCCUUUCUGGGCCUUUUGGGGUUGGGUGGCCAUGUGGAUUUAGCUCUCAGAAAGCACAGAAAUGGUGAAGAACAGUCUGUGACUUAAAUUUGCUUCAAAACCAUGCUAUGUCCAAGGCUGACAACUCACUUGCUGUAUUUUAUUAUUUGCCAAUAAUAAAAGGUAGGCUUUAUCAUUCAGGUGUGGUGAGGCCAACAGGUGAGGAGACAACAGCCAUUGAAAAGAUGGAAUUAUACCCACAGAUCCCAAUGGGAGGGGCCACGCCACACCCCAGGGGCUGGGAGGGCACCCGGGUAGCAGCAGGGAAGCCAGAGGCAGAGGGGGUAAGGGCAAGAUGUGGGCAAGAGCCUUGGUGGUGGUUUCUGUGGGGAGGAAUGAACGAGGAAUGAAUAAUUUCCGUGGGCUCCGGGGUGUAGGGCAGGUGGCUGGUGACCUCAAGUGUGAGCCCUCCAUGAAGCAGGUGGCUCUGGAUUGGCUGGUUUGCAUUUGGAAAGUACGCUCAAGGGGCAGGUGAGUCCUUUCCUGUCUCUAGGAAUUGGCUACACCUGGGAGGGACAGUCCCUCCAAGGUCAGCAAGGCUUCAGGUGUGAGAGGGUCAGAAGCACACGGCUAAUACAAUUCCAUCCAGCUCUGUCUACCACAGCUCACCAGAAGUUCUGCAGACAAUUAAAUGACCAAAACUAAAGAGCCAACAAAAUAAAAUGCUCCCAGUUUUAUUUUAUUUUUCUGUUGCAAGAAUAUCAAAUGUCCUUUAUGAAGCACAGUAGAGCAACCACCAUAAAACCUUGCAACCAUUAGCAAAAGAAGUGAGCGUUGCAUGGAAAUAUAGCCGUGGGAAUCCCCAAAAAGGAAGUGUACCAAACCUCAACAAUUUUGAAAUUAGAGUCUGCUUUUAUCCGUCACAGUUCCUUCUUGCUCAGUCCCAGCAAGAAGGCUGCUCUGUCCAGACAGGUGACUGUCUUUUGCCUUAUGCAGAGAAGGGGGUGGCUCCCGAGGCUUUGGACAUCGACACGGCCUCUCGCACGUCCCUUUUAAAAGUGUCCUGCAUUAGCACAGCCCUGAUCGCCUGCACUGAGUUUUAAAAGAAGCCAUUCCCUGGCCCCUGGAACUGAUUUCCCAGGCAAAUGUGGCUUCCAGAACCUGUAUUGAGUGUUGACAGUGAGCACAACAGAGCCUGGGGGUAUCUGAAGAAGGGGGGAUGACGCCAGCGGAGCUGCUGGCGUUCUGCCUGUGGACGUCAGUCCAGCAGCACCAGGGUCCAUCUGCUGACUGGAGAUCAGGAUGGCCCAGUAUCCCACGGUCCCCAGCCCUCCACGUGACUCUCACCCACGCUUGAAGCCAGAGCACCGCUGCCUUCUGUGGUUAGUCGAGACUCCAUGACCUGGGAAUGUAGCUCUCUUUGGCCAGUUAUUCCAGCAGGAAUUUGAUAGCAUGACCUUUAUCACAUCUGGAGGAAAUUCCACCUGUGCAUCUUGUCACAGCAUUUGGGACCCUGGACUUCCUUGAAUAAUGUGUACAUCUUCAGGGGUAGCUGCCAAGUCUGCCAGGCUCCAGGCCUUUUGGGGAGCCUUUCUCCCCAUAUCCAGCAUACUCAGAACUUCUCACCAUGCUUCCUCCCUGCACCCAUCCCUUCCUUCCAGCUCACAACUUGGCCUCUGCCUGGUGACAGAGCUUCUCCACUUAGCUGUCAGCAGGCGGACAGGGACCACAGCCUCCUGCUAUUGAACUUUCUAGGCCUCUGCACCCUUUGCAAGGGAAAAGGCCCUUCGCUAGCCUCACUCCAGCUGCAAAACCACCCUCAGCAGAUCACCCACACUGCCUGUGCCUCUGGGUCCCGGUGGGGACAGCUGUCUCACCAUAUGCUCUUUAGUACACAUUUUUUCCCCUAGCUUUUGAAUGUUCAAGAUGCUGUGUAGUGUUUCUCCUGCAUAUGUAUUUUUUUAAAGUGGGGGGAUAUGCCUCGAGUGAAUGCGUGACAGCGAUCAGGAUGUUCUCAGCCUCGGCUGCAGACUGGGGCCUUCCAGGGAGGUGGCUCUCCGGACCCUGCCCCAGGGGUUCUGCUGUAUUUGUCUGGGCUCCGGAGUCUCCGCAGCUCUGCAGGGGAUUCCAAUGAGCUGCAUGGGCUGAACCGCUGGUCUAACUUCUAAUUUCUAGCGCCUAUGGGUUGGCAUUCAGGGCCCUUGGCUUUCUGUACCAGAAAUUCAUUCAUUCCUUCAUUCAUUGAUUGAUGUAUCCUAGCACACUGCUCUAGAUCUUGUCUCAUGUGGGUCUUCCAUGUGGGAGCUGUAAAAAUCAGUGGGCCUGCUGGAAGCACCCUGUCCACCUUCCCACUCCUUGGAAUUGGGUAAUCCCAUUAUACUGCUAUCAGUUCAACAGCUCCCCCAGGCUAGACGCUGUACCAUUGUCCUGGUAGUUCUCUUUUUCUGUGCUUCCUCUUUGCUGUACCUUCCUUCAUUAUUGUCCUACUUACAUACAGUUUUCAGCCAAGUUCCUUCAAUAAAUGACUCUUGCAACCCCAUCUAACAAAAACUGUGUCAAUCAAAACUCACCUAAUAACUCUCAGCAUUCUGAGCACAUGUUAAGUUUCCUAGUUUGUGGACAAGCCACAUAAAUUUAAGAUGCGUCCCUCUCUAAAUAUAGCUCUCCUUGGAGAGCUCUCUGAAAGGAGACAGAAUCUUGGGCAGGUGACCUGGCUUUGACAACUCAGGGCCAGGACUUAUAAUGCAGCACAGGAACUUGGUGACCUUAUAGUUUAAUUGCAGCAUUAUUGUGUUAAGAAGGUUUAAUCCUGUUUCAUCCAGCUUUGCCUGGAAUCACACCAUGCCCAUCUGUGGCUAAGGUAGUUCCAGGUCAGCUGCAGUAGUCUGAGUCCAAAAGCCCAUGUUUUGGCCUUCAUCACCCCAUGGCCUGGCUCCCUGCUUAAGCUCUAUCCUAUUUCAAACAGCCUUGAGAUAAAACCAUAUGCUUAUCCACAAACAACCAACCAUGAGCUGCAGUGGCUGCCAAGGGAAGGUUCCAGGGGGCAGAGCAUGACACAGACUGCAAACUGUCUGCCAUCCAGUGUGAAACAGCCCCACAGCCACAUGGUCCUGUGUAGACUGCCACAAGUCACCAAGGAAAAGGUCACUAGAGCCACCCUGGCUUGGAGCCACACCACAGGCCACAUCAGAUUUUUUCAUCACUCCAUGUGUAUUUCUCCCACAAAUUCCACUCCUUAUCAUUCCCAUUUUUCCCAGUCGAGUUCUGAACAAUUCAGAGAAAGGACAAAAGAGUAGGUAGAAGGGUUGCGGAGUGUUUCCUGUAUCACCGCAAGCUGACAUUGGAGGGUGUGCUGUAGGCGUGUGGCAAAGAGCUUCUUGACCAUGAACACCAGAGCUGGGCACACUCCCACACCCAGUUCCAGGACAUGUGGGGCCCUGCAGCCUCCCCACCUGGGCUCUGGCUCUGGAGACUUCAGGAAAUGGAGAAGCCCAGCAGCUGCUCAGUUCCUGCCCAUGGCUUGGUCCACAAGGAACAGAGCAGGAGCCUGGGACUGAGCCAUGCAUACUUGGCUCCUUUCUGAAAAUCACAGUGAGGUCCUGAAUGCCACCUCCCUCGAGGGUCCAGAGUGUCCACAUGGAAGGAAACAUCAGUAGCGGGAACUGGGUGUUACCACCUAAAAAACCAAAUAAUUCUUGGUUAUUUCUAGCAAAUGUACUGCAACUUUUAUUGUUGUUUCUGUUCAGUUCUUUAGACGGUAGUUGGACUGUGGUCACAGUUUGAGUACUCCUGGGUUAUCUCCUUGGAGGCCAGGCCCUAAAGGGGAGGACCAGAGUCUUAUGAAGGCUGCUGUCCAAGCCCUCAUUUUCUCAGUGAUGUGGCCCAACCUAUGGCUACUACAGGACAUUUUUCCUAGAAUACAAUAGUCCAGUAGUUGUUCAAAAAACAUUCCAAAAGUAGGAGGUCCUUCUAGCCUGGUGCACAGUAGGUGAUCAAAUAAUGCUUGUUGCAUGCAUGUGUGCAAGUGUGAAUGCACCAGAGGGAAAGGGUGAGGGGAGAGCUUGCCCAUGCACCACUGGCUUUCCUGCAACUGGCUUUUCCUGUGCUAUUUCCCCCUCUUCAAACACUAUUCCCACUUUAGGACUGUUCAAAUGCUUCCUCCACUAUAAAGUCUUUCCCAAAUCCUGGAAUAAUCUCUCCAAGUCCUGAAUUCUCCAAGUAGCUUAUCCGGACCUUUAGUAUAGCAUUUAGUGCUUUCCACUUUCUAUGAUGUUAAUCACAUUUUCCACUUUUCUUCCCUACCAUACUGUGAGAAACUUGAGGGCAGGUUCAAGGUUUGACUGGUCUUUCUCUCUCCAAAGCAUCCUGUAAGAUAUUGUAGGGCAAAAAACAAAGGCUCUGAGAUAGAAAACUCAUAACUCUGAAUGGGCCAUUAAAAGGUGAUAUGGCACAGGAGAAAGGUUGUGAAGAGAGAAUAAACCUCCUCUGCCACUCACCUUCCAUCAAAGGGAAGUUGCCAGGACCACAGCUCUACGGCGAUGCAAGGGACCAGCCGAACCAAUCAGAUUCUUGCCUGGGAGUCUGAACACUCUACAGGGAGCCAGUAGCUAGGGGGAGCCAGAGUGCAGAGCCUGAAACCAAGGAGUGUGGGUAAGAAGCAUUUCUCAGGGUUGCACACUAAUGCAGCUCUCACAUGUGCCAGUUUGACUGUUUUCUUAGGCUGCAGUUCCAGUUCAGGUUAUGGCUAGCCCAGAUUCACAGUUUCCUUGGCCUAGGAAAUGACGAUAUCCUCAUGGGUCCCCUGCCUCCAGCUUCCCACAACCAAACCAAGUGCUCUUUCUAAAGCCCAAACCUGACUGCAUCACUCCACUGCUUCUAAUUUUUUAAUGGCUGCCUACUGCUUGCAUGUCAGAGCACAAACUCCUUAUUUAAGACAUAGAGGCCUUUUCCAGUUUGCUUAUUUACCUCCUUCAAGCUGUCUACUCAAAGCUUUGUGAGGGCAGGGGUUUGUAUCUGUUAUGCUCACUGUGUAUUUGCACCUUUGAGAAGAGAGUGCUGGGCACAUGGUAGAUGCUCAGCAAGUAUUUAUUUAAGGAGUGGAUGAAUGCUUAGCUGUCUGGCUUUAUCUCCUACCAUCCCUCCAUCUCUGUCCCCACUCAGUGCUGGCCAUACAGAACCUCGUGCAUCUCCUCUCUAGUCUCCAUUCUCUCUUGUGUCAGGGCAUGUUCUGUUUCCUGUCUCUGGAAAACUCUUUCCCAUCCUGUCCAAUUGGCUGAGUCCUCCUUUCUGUUCAAGUCUUCCCUGGGAAGCAUUUCCCAAACCCCUAAACUGGCAGAGAGGCCCCUCUUACAGGAUCCCAGAGCACCAGAUGGUCACCACAGUUGGAACGGUUGUCAUUGAUUGAGUCAUUAGGCCAGGCUUUUUCUAAGUAGUUUUUCAGACAUUAUCUCAUUCCUUUACCCAAACCCGUGAAACAACCAAUAAUAAUACCUCUAGUUUACAUAUGGGGAAACUGAGGCUUGGAAGGCUUAAAUAACUUGCCCUAGUUACCAAGCUAGUAAGGGGUAGAAACAGGAUUUGAGACCUUAUACCCAGCUCCAGACGCCAUAUUCAUAACUCCUGCACUUGUUCUGCUGAGGGCUGAAACCACCAUGUCCUUGUCUGUCUUUACUAAUGGAAUGUGGGUUCCUUGAGGGUAGGGGCUUUCUCUUAUACACUUUGGUCUUUGUUCCUAAUGACUUAUGCCUAGCACAAGCACUCAGUGGAUUCUUGGUGAAUGGAGACAAGCAAGGCAGAGUCCCUGUCCCCUACCUCCAGGACCAUCCAGGAGGCUCACCACUGAUUCGUGGAGUGUCCGUAUCACUGUGGGGAAUGGAAAGUGGACCCUUGUCAAUGUUCUUUGGAAAGCAGAGGCCUACAGAUUUCCCAAUGUCAAAGACAUGUCACACGAAUGGAUGAAUGAAAUAUGGGGGUAGGUGAUAUCCAUGGUUGGGGGAUGCUCUGAGAGCUAACAGGGAGGUUUUUCCCAGUAAUCAAAAGACAAGAUUCGAGUCAUGUUCCAGAAAUCACUCCUCCCUGCUCAGAAAUCAGAGUCUUUUUUCUCUUUAAGAUUGAAUGCUGCUGCCAGCCUCUGUCGGCCGCACCUGCAGCUGUGAGGUCCUUUAUUUCACUGGAAAAGACCCCUCAAAACCUCCCCUUUUGUUUCAGAGGCAACAGAUUGCCAGUAAAGUAGGGACCCCCGGAGAGCCUGGUGUGGGCAAGGAGGAUUAACUUUUCCGAGUCACUGCUGGCUCGGUUCGAGGUGUUUUCUGCUCUCUGGAUUCAGGGCUUCCUGUUUAAACGUCUGGAAGAAGAUCACAGUUGGGCACAGAGUACUUGCUGAACUCUGAUGAAAGUCUAUGAUUAAAUUAUUUCAAACUUUAAUAAAAAUGUUUUUUAGAAUAAAAUCCUUUGGUGAUUAUGUCAAGUGCUGAGUGUACUUUUUUCGGUAAGCACUUGAACCUGCCGUGCCUGUCUGCGCCAGCUUUUCCUCGGCAGUGGCCGUCCUGGAGAAUUCUGGGGUCUUGUCCUCAAAGUCAAGAGGCUAUUGAUCUCAGACACCCCCUGGAGAUAAAGGAUCCUGAUAAGAUUUCUCGUGGGCUGGCCCACGCUUUUAGUUUUUCUGUAUAUAUAUUUAUAUUAUCCUCCCUUCUUCACGUAACUUUUAAAAUAAAAAUUUCCUUGUAACACGCUUGGAAUGACAAUCUUUCAAGAGAGAAAACUUAUGAAGGGGUUGCCCUCAGUUUCCCUUUCUCCGUCCCACCUCUCCCCCAAGUUCAGAGCACCUGGUGGCAGAGGGGGGCUGAACUGGGGGGAACGUGAGUUUCUUGACCUCCCCGUGCCAACUGGCAACGCUGACACUAAUAGUUCUGAAGUCACGAUUUUUUUCUAAUAGCCCAAAGUAGAUUCUCCAUCUCUUCCUGCUUAGAGGCAGAUUACUUAAAAAAAAAAAAAAUCUAUUACAAAUCCACCUAGCAUGAGUGAGAUGCUGUGCUUGGCGAGGGCUCGGGAGAAAUGCACUGAUGGGCUGUGUCACAUUUCCUUGCUUUCCAGGAGCUCGUGGAACAGAGCAGGUGUGACAGGUUCCUAGGUUGUAAUGCUUUCCACAGUCGCGCCAGCUUACUGACACGCUGACUCACGGGGCCACACAAUGGCAACUAAAUGACAUCUGGAUCGCUUAGGGAUGUGUUUGGCCGCAAGCAGCAGAAAAACCAAUGGAGAGUCAUUUAAACAAAAAUUGGUGCUGAUUUCUCUCACCUCACCAGAAAUCUUGAGCUUCAGCAGCUUGAUGAUGUCCUGGCCAGUGCAAUUUUAGCCUUUCAAUUUUGGCCUUUGCUUCAUGGUCACAAGGUGACUGUUGUAGUGCCAGACAUAGUAUCUACAUUCCAGGCAGGCAACAGGGGAAGGAAAACACCAGCUGUGUCUUUACCUGUGCCCAGAAGCCCUUCCCAGAGCUCCUGCAGGCUUCUGCUCACACCUCAUUGAUCAGAACUGCCAUGUGGGCUUCUGUAGCCCCAGGGGAGUCUAGGGAAGCCACGCCCCAGUCUUACGCCCCCUCAAUUUUCUACCUUACACAAGCACAGUCUUUUCAGAAGUCUUUCUCUUUUCAUCUGUCAAAGCCCCAGUUUCCCAGGGACCUAGCAAAAUGUUUCUGUGGGCUGGACUGGAAGACAGUGCCACGUGAGCCUUCAGAUGUGUCCCUCUGCUCUCACCCUAUGACAGGCGUCCUUGGCCUGGCUCCCAGGCCUGCCUUUCGCUUUCUUGGGGCAACUUCUUUCUUCAAUGGGAACAUUGUUGUGAAGGUUAAGGGACAGCCAGGGCUCCUUGAUUUGGGGAGAGGUGGAUCUGGGGUAAUGCCAGAUGUCAGCCCUACAUGUAGUGCAACAAGCCCAGGGAGCCCAGUUAGAGGAGACCCAGGCAGGGUCAGCACGGACACGCCUGAGUUCCUGUGAGCACAAAGCUUAUGCCUUUAUGCUGGGAAAAAAAAGAAAAAAAGAAAAAAAGAAAGAAAGAAAGAAAGAAA